This is a messenger RNA of Tremella mesenterica DSM 1558, 630 nucleotides long. RefSeq lists its product as uncharacterized. The transcript has 2 exons. The record is from RefSeq and is a predicted model, not a curated record. Lineage: Eukaryota; Fungi; Basidiomycota; Tremellomycetes; Tremellales; Tremellaceae. Bases 1 to 630 code for a protein of 209 amino acids.
AUGUCUCGCAUCCCAUCCAAUAUCGAUUCUCCCACCCGUAGCAGAGUUCGGACCGAGAAGUGUGUCGGGAUCUCUGACACUUGUACAGGUAUCGGAAUCCGUCGAGGUCCUCAUUAUAAGGCAAAACCGUUCUGUGAUUCAUGCUUCGAAGUUGUUCAAGAGAAACGUCAUAGACGUAAGAUGACCGAAUACAGAAAGAGACCAUGCCGACUUGAUACCGAAGAUUCUAACCAAUCUUCUUCUCUCCAACUGACCAAAACAAGUACGCGAGCGAAAUCUUCAAAAACGUCGGUUCGUACGAGAAAGAAACGAACUUAUCUACCGUAUAUGACCUUGGCCGAUAUAUUGAACCCCACACCCUUCAGUGGUAGCGAGCCUCAAUCGGAAGUGGAAAAAUUUCCUGCUAUCAGCGAGGGCAAAGGAGGAAGUUCACAAAUGUCAUAUGAACUCAUUAUUGACGGGAAGGUGGAUUCUGAACAUGAACAAACUAACAACCUAAACCAACAAACACAACCUCAAAUAGUCCCAAGUACGGUCUUUACCCAUGGUACGAACGAUCUAUCGCCUGAAUUCCAAAGAUGGAUGAACGAAAAGUUCCCAAGGAAUGAUACGAGUGAAAUGUCGUUUUAG